GAAAGACUGUUGACUUGGCACGUUAAGUGUCCAAUAAUUACAACUUUUAAUUUUUAGAUGCCUAUGUGGAAAAAACACCUCAGCCCAAUUGAUUACAUGGCACGUUUGAUAAAAUAAAAAUAGUAGGAUAUACAUUUCAUUGUUCUUCAAAAACGCUAAAUCCUUCUUCAACCCUUAAAUCUGCAAUUUCUUCUCCGAACCCUAGAUUCCUUCUUCGACCCUUAAAUCCUCUACAAUUUCUUCUCCAAACCCUUCUUCGAUCCUUAAAUCCUCUGCAAUUUCUUCUCCGAACCCUUGAUUCCUUCUUCGACCCUUAAAUUUGCAAGUUCUUCUCCGAACCCUUGACUCCUUCUUCGACCCUUAAAUAUGCAAUUUCUUCUCCGAACCCUUGAUUCCCUCUUUGACCCUUAAAUCCUCUGCAAGUCUUUCUUCUCCGAACCCUUCUUCGACCCCUAAAUCCUCUUCCACUCUUGAUUCUUUCUUCUUCUUCGAACCCUAAAUCUUUUACACUUUGUGAUUCAUUCUUCUUCCCUUGAACCGUAUAACCUCUGCUAUUUGUCUUUUGGCUUUUGGAGUUUAGAAAUGAAGAUUAUAGAUGCAAUUGUGGAUUAAAUGUUGUUAUUCGGACUUCAUUUGCUUUCCAAAACAUGGGAUCCUUGCAAUUACUUCCAUUUCUUAGCUGAUGAGGAAAAGAUCAAGGGUAGAGCGAUGGAGUUGCUGCUGGUUUUGAAAGAUAAGGAAUGCAGAGUUAUGAAAGAGAAGGAGAAAAUAAUGCAAUGAUUGUCAAUCUAAUCUGAUUGUAAAAAGUGAUAAAUCCAAUCGAAAAUUGCAGAGCUUUUAGGCUUUUGUUACUGCAAAAGUGAGAAGUUUCCCCUUCUUUUCUUUUUUCAAUGUCUGCAGACUAGUUUAUUCAGAAGGUGGGAGAGGCAGGAGAGGCGAGAGUGUGAAAUGGAAUGAAAAUGAUGCCAUGUA
Molecule: messenger RNA, 972 nt
Organism: Rubroshorea leprosula
Lineage: Eukaryota; Viridiplantae; Streptophyta; Magnoliopsida; Malvales; Dipterocarpaceae
Source: the annotation of a GenBank genome assembly